AUGUUCGUCUGUGAGGGGGGCUGCGGGCAACCCAGCGGCCCGGUCCGGGGCUUGCACUUUGUCGAGCUCCGGGUCCCGGAUCCCCGCCACGCAUCCUCUGCUCCAACAUCUGCCACGGCCGGUCCUGCUCCGCCGAGCACGCUGCCUGUGGCUAGGUCCUCGACAUCGCCCCACCAGAGGGCCUCGCUGUUGAGUCGCCUUGGAAUUGCCAACAUCUUGGCACUGCGGCUCAGCAACAUCACCAAGAUAUAA
Molecule: messenger RNA, 252 nt
Organism: Pyricularia pennisetigena
Lineage: Eukaryota; Fungi; Ascomycota; Sordariomycetes; Magnaporthales; Pyriculariaceae
Exons: 2
Coding region: 1-252 (83 amino acids)
Source: RefSeq, a predicted model, not a curated record